Molecule: messenger RNA, 2055 nt
Organism: Oldenlandia corymbosa var. corymbosa
Lineage: Eukaryota; Viridiplantae; Streptophyta; Magnoliopsida; Gentianales; Rubiaceae
Source: the annotation of a GenBank genome assembly
AUGUCGAAAGCAGAUCACAGAGUAGAACUCUUCGAUGGUGCCCCAGUAUGGAAGCCAAACUACUUAUUUGUGGAGGCACCAAAAGAGUUUUGCGUGGCGUGGGAUCACCGUGAAACCCAUGAACUAGGUGUCAUAGCAGAUACUUGGACCAGUGCUGACAAACAGAAAAUCAAAAAGUACAGAGCUGAUAUUAAUGCUCUGGAAUCUUUCGAGACCAUCCUCAGUUACACCAAAGUCAUGUCAUCGAGCAAAGAUACCGUUGGAUUGUCUGGUAACGCCCAGAUUUUAGAAAUUAAAAAUUCAGAUGAUGAGGGGUCGUCGAACAAAGUGACCAAGAAGAGGAAACUAAGAAGACUUGUAAAGGCGUCUGACGCAGGCGUAAAGUCCAAGAAGAAAAAGCCACCCACCGUCGAGGAGAUGGAAAAGCUAACCAAGGAGGAAGCCCUGGUCGAGAAGGAGGGGAGAAUUGACGACGCGGUCGAUCCUUCAAAAACUGCCCCCUCUACAGCCAAGGAAACAGAGGGGAACCCAAUUCCCGAGGCCAUUCCUGUAAUAGAGCGGCACCCAGAGUGGUUUAGACCACUCGAGGCUUCGCUGGAGAAGAAGAACACUGUCGAAGACACUGAUGGGUCGUCGACAUACACAGGUGCCGCCACCAUAUAUCAUUUUGGGGACACUAGGAUCGAGUGUCCCAUCAUUGAGGAAGUUGCAGCGACCUUGACGGAAGAGGAAUCGCUGAAAAUGUUGACUACCGCGAUGGCCAGCAUUCUUAUGCGAGAGAAGAAAUUAAAACAAGAGAUUGCCAGUUUGCAACUCGAAAAGGGGCUCCUCGAGCAAGAGAAGUUAGCACUUGAGGAGUCGAGAAAGGAGGAGCAGGCCAUGAGGCUUGCCAAAGAGGAGGAGUUAGCCACGAUUCAGGCCAUGUACAGGGAGAGCGAGGCCAAACUGACAGAAUAUAGAGACAACGAUGCCAAGGUGCUGGGGGGACAUGGUGUAGCUGUGGCCGCUCUCGAGAGGAUGGAGAGUGGAAGGACUAUCAAUGCUGGAUGGCUUCAGCAAUUCAUAAGGCCGCAUCCUAAGAAGACUCUCCAUGAGGCCAUAAAGAACGGAUUGCAUCAGCUCUCUGGUGGUCAACUCCCACUGUUUGGGCCAUUAUGCAAUGUCGUUGCUCAGAUGGGUUCAUCUACAGAUAUUGCUUCUUUUGAAGGAGAUGCCCUUACAGUGCUCCCAGCUGAUGCUGGAGAAGAGGUACGCGUGCCGGAGCUGGCGCCGGAUUUCAUCGGUGUUGAUGUGGAAUGGGAAGAGGAUUCCUCUAAGCAAGUCAAGGGGGACGGGCAGAAUGACCAGGAGUCAAAAAAGGAAGGGACGUCGGCUCCCACCCCCGUCGAGGAGACAAACGAAAGCCAGCCAAGCCAGCCUCCCGGUCAAAAUGACGAUGCGUACUUCAUUCAUCUUGUACGUCUAUUGAUCCUCGAGGAAGACGAGGUUGCCAGGUUCCCCAUGUAUGCGAUGAUUUCUUCAAUGUUGAGGAAAUUUGGGGAUGUUCACAACACUGACAUAGUGAAAGCCCUCGAGAAAGAGCUUACUGAUGCUGUCAAUGCACUUAACCUUCGAGCACACUCCCGCUUGGUGCACUGCUUUAGCCAACAAGAGGGAGAGUGGAAGCGUCGACUCCACCAAUAUGACUUGGACUUUCAUGAUUCCUUGCCUUUGGAAGCCAACAUUAACGAGGAGAUGGAGAAGCUAAAGAAGGAAAAUGCUCGACUGAGGAAGCGCGAGAAUAUUGUUGUGUCCCCAUGGUUCCUCGAAAAGUUCGACACGCUUGCUCUAGUCGAGGCAAAGAUAAAGGUUCGUACAGAAUGCUUUAUCGCUGCAAUUGACCUCCUAAAGAAGACGACCAAAGAGGUGGAGUUCUACUCGAAGCAGGCUACCGUUCUGCAGAACAUACUGGUGGACAGCGAGAUUUCCUUACCCAUUCUCGAGGACCUUGAUCCGGAUGAUGAAGCGAAGGAAAGGGCAGCCGCUGAGGAGUAUCUUCUUAGAAUCAACGACUAA